Aspergillus piperis CBS 112811 is the source of this 733-nucleotide messenger RNA. RefSeq lists its product as uncharacterized. The transcript is spliced from 2 exons. Lineage: Eukaryota; Fungi; Ascomycota; Eurotiomycetes; Eurotiales; Aspergillaceae. The record is from RefSeq and is a predicted model, not a curated record. Bases 111 to 527 code for a protein of 138 amino acids.
AAAGUGUAUAUAAGUAGCAGCAUCACACCUCCUACUAGCUUUCUCGAAUCUCACCCCAUCGCACUCUUUCUCCACACCCUCAUCAUAUCACCCCGCCUACGACGCCCAUCAUGUCCAGCCGCUCCGCCAUCUCCAAGCUCUCCCUCUCUACUGUAACUACCCUCCUCCUCCUAUCCACCCCACCAACAACAGCCUACUCCUACAAAUACCCCGCCCUCUUCGUCUACAAAGACACCAACUGCACCGAUAUCUCCUUCUCACUGGUUUACCCCAGCCUGGGCGACUGCAACGGCGGGUACUACAACUACGCGGGCUCAUUCCAGAUGUUCAAUAUUGACGCCGCAUAUACCUGCAACGACAGUGACACGACACUUACGUUCGAAAUGUAUAAUAGUUCUGGAACGGGCUGUGGCGAUGAGAGUGAUUUGUUGUUUAGACAGCCUGUUACGGAGGAGUGUACGGCUGCGGAUGUGGAGAGUCCUGGGCCGUUGGAGAUGCCGGUUUGGUUUGAGUUGGGGUGUAUGUAAUGAAAAUUGUUUGGGGGAGGAGGGGUGGAUGUUAAUCUCAUUUUUGUACAUACAAUGAUGAGUUGGUACGGGUGAAGUCUCCUUCUUUCCGCCCGGAUAUUCAUAUACGUCGCUGUAUGGAGGGUUAGUUGCUCGUAGAUGACUACCGAUAAAUGUAUAAUCAUGACAACGGGCACAAUUCUGUCUAAUCAAAUAACCAAAAUAGG